UGGAAAGGGUUAAGCCGCAGGAAUGCAACACUCAGGAAUGUGCAUGCAAAUAGAUUUAUGCUAAUGAUAUGCUAAUGUACCGUUUGCUGGGAACGGAGUCAAGUCUGUCUGUCCCGGUCUGCCCAGGCCUAUGUGUUCAGCUAGGAACCCAAGAUGGAGGACAGGGGAACACAAAACAUGGAUCUUUACUGAGUUUUUCGUCGCUUUUUAGUAUUCCACCGGAUUUUUUUUUCUACCGUACUUAUGGCGGAACUUAUAGAAGAUGAACAUGCCUAGAAAGGGGAAUGGCCAGCUGCCGUUACCCGACGGCUGGGAAGAAGCGAGGGACUUUGACGGCAAAGUGUUUUAUAUCGACCACAACACUAAACAAACAAGUUGGAUAGACCCGAGGGACAGGUUGACGAAGCCCCUGUCGUUUGCGGACUGUGUGGGAGACGAGUUACCGUGGGGAUGGGAGGCCUCAUACGACCCUCAGAUUGGCAUCUACUACAUCGACCACAUCAACAAGAGUACCCAGCUAGAGGACCCCCGGGCGGAGUGGAGGAAGGAGCAGGAGAGGAUGUUGAAGGAGUACCUGACAGUAGCCCAGGAUGCCCUGGUCACCCAGAAAGAGCUGUACCAGGUCAAAGAGCAGCGGCUGGCCUUGGCCCUGGAUCAGUACACACGCCUCAACGACGCAUACAAGGACAAGUCCAGCUCACGCACCAGCCUGUUCUCGGGGUCUUCGUCCAGCACUAAGUAUGACCCUGACAUCCUCAAGGCUGAGAUCUCCACCACCAAAGUCAGGGUGAAUAAGCUGAAGAGAGAGCUCUCCCAGAUGAAACAGGAGCUCAUCUACAAAGAACAAGGCUUUGAAACCUUGCAGCAGAUCGACCAAAAACUGUGUGGCGAGCAGAGUGGAUACCGUCUGAAGGAGGCCAAGGCCAUCGUGACGGAGCUCAAGUCUCUCCGCAGGGCCAUCAGCUCUGGAGAGAAGGAGAAACAGGACCUCAUGCAGUCUCUGGCUAAGCUAAAGGAGAGGUUCCACACGGAACACAACAUGGGCCGUUCGGAACCAGACCUCCGGAACCCAGUGGGCUCCAGACAGACGCUAGAAGCCGGCUCCCAGACAGACGUCUCUGGAGAGGCUGGUUUGAGGAGCAGAUCAUCCUUGGCUGAGAAGGUUAGACUUAGUCUCCAAUAUGAAGAGGCCAAAAGAAGUAUGGCCAACGUGCAGGUGGAGCUGGCCAAGCUGGAGAGCGAGGCGUGGCCGGGGGCGGUGGACGUGGAGCGGGAACGUCUCCUCCUGGUCUCGGAGAAGGAGGAGCUUCUCAAGGAGCUGCAGUUCGUAUCGCCACGGCGACGCACCCCGCAGGACCUCCAACGUCUGGAGGCCCAGAGGCUGCAGCUGGAGCAGGACCUGCAGGCCGUCAGGAACACCCCCAGCCACGCCCUGGCCCAGAGGUUGAAGGUGCAGGAGAGGAGACGAGUCCUGGUGCAGAGACUGGAGGAAUCAACCAGACUCACCACACUGCUCCACUCUCAGCUCAAGAGUUUGUCGGCCAGUACCCUGUCCGUCUCAUCAGGCAGCAGCCUGGGUUCUCUGGCCUCUAGCCGUGGCUCCCUCAACACAUCCUCCUCCCGCGGCUCCCUCAACUCCCUCUCCUCUGGAGACCUCUACUACACCCCUGCAGAACCCCCCUCUCCCCUGGACCUGGACUACCAGUGUAAACUGGACCUGCUCCUCCAGGAGCCCUUGACCCCCUCUGGGAUAACCUACAGGCGGGGAGACCCCCCAGGAACUAUCACCACCAUCCACGAACACGAGGUGGAGAACCCACACCCACACAACACGUCGCUUCACACACACGCUGUCGGAACCGGUACCACCGACCUGGUCCCAUUAGCGCCGCUGGUUGCGGUGUCCUCGAAGCCGGCCGAGCCGUCCAAGUCGGUGACGUCGCUUUCCUCGAGGUCGUCGUUGUCUUCUCUCUCGCCGCCGAGCUCGCCGCUGGUGCUGGAGGGGGUUGGUGCAUUCCCGUCGGCGGGCCCACAGGACUUUGGGGACGGCGACAUUGGUCUGGUGGUGUCGGACUUUGGCAGUCUCAGCCUGGGAUUCUACGACGGCCAGGGGAUGGGGAUGUUUGAGCCGGAGACGGGGGAGAGGGACAGAGGAGGGGAGGGGGGGAGGGAAGGGAGAGGGGCACUGGCCACCCUCAGAGAGAGUAUUACAGACGUGGACCUCCAGAGGCCGGGGGAGGACAGGCCCACCUGUGUGUCAGCAGCCGUGUCAGACGAGUCCGUGGCCGGGGACAGUGGGGUGUACGAGGCCUCUAAUGUCAAACGUAGGUCAAUGGAGUCUGAUGAACCGGUGGUGUAUCUGGAGGAUGAGCCUGUCCUUCCUGAGUCUGCCCAGGUCCAAAUAGGCCUGAAAUAUGAUGCUGCCAACUCCAGUUUUGUCAUGGUGAUCAUGCAGCUGCAAAACCCUGCUGCCCUGUCAGUCCCCUCCACUACCAGAGUAUACAUCCGGGUGGCGCUCCUCCCAUCUUCCAGUGACAUCAGCAGUCUGUUCAGGACCCGCGUGGUGCCCGUGGCGCUGCCCGACAGCGUGACGUUCAACGAGGUGUUCAGGGCGGCCGCGCCGCACGGCGUCCUCCGGCACAAGACGCUCCGCGUCGACGCCUGCACCGUGGGUCCCGGACGCACCGAGGACUGUCUGGCUGGAGCCCAUGUGAGUCUGGGAGAGCUUCCAGUGAGUGGGGAUAUGACCCGUGUGUGGUACAACCUGUUGACCAGUGAGAGGACCAGAGAGAUAGAAGAGGCCAGCCAGGAGAGACCCGGCCCUGGGCCAGAGCAGCACCCUGCAGGGCCCGUGGACAUGGAUGCGGUGUCGGCCCUGCUGCAGCGGACCUCCAGCGAGUUGGAGGCUGUGGAACAGGAGCUGGCCUUGGAGGAGAAGGAGAGAGCGAGCCAGCUGGACAUGGACGGACACCAAUGGCUGAGCAUGCUGGGAGAGGACAGCCCUCAACUGGACCUCGGACUGGAGGAGGAGGAAGAAGAGGGGGAGGAGGAGAGGAAGGAUUCUGUCAAGGCAGAGAAGAGGUUUGCUGGCUCUGGGCAGGCGUACGGAGGGGAGGAGAGGGAGGAGAAGUGUCGAGAAGAGCCAGCCAGAGAGGAAGAGGAGGAGAAGGAAGAGGAGGAGAGGAGAUGUAAAGAGAGACGCCCUCAGGCAAAUAAAGGACCAACGCUGGUGGAUGCGGAGACUAACACAGAGAUGUGUGGUGUGGCGGUGAGGCCUAAAGACAGACCCAGCCUGGGACCAGGACCACGCAGCGCUCAGAGAGGCUUCGUACGGAACAGUAUGAUCAUGAGGUCUCAAACCUUCUCCCCUGGGGAGCGCAACCAGUACAUCUGCAGGUUGAACCGGAGCGAUAGCGACAGCUCCACAUUAUCCAAAAAGUGCCCGUUUGUCCGGAACACCUCGGAGAGACGCAGCCUAAGGGUUAAGAGGACCCUGUGCCAGCCGGUGGUGGUGCGGAGGCGUGGCGGAGCCGGGGAGACAAACACCCGGACCUCCCUGGACUUGGAGCUGGCCCUCCAGGCUUCGCGAACGCGUCAGAGCCGUCUGAACGACGAGCUCCAGGCCCUGAGGGACCUGAGGGCCCACCUGGAGGCCUUGAAGGCCCGGGGAGAGACGGAGCUGCCCGAGUCCGUGCUGCAUGACCACCGGUUUCACAGGCUGCUGGAGCAGGCCGAGAGACAGGCGGAGCAGUCUAAGGAGCAACAGCGUCAGGAGCAGCGGGCUGAGAAGCUGAUGAGGAGGGCCUCCAAAGACGUGUGUCGGCUGAGAGAGCAGAGCCAGAAGGUCCCCCUGCAGGUCCAGUCUUUCAGGGAGAAGAUGGCCUACUUCACACGAGCUAAGAUCAAUAUACCAUCCCUACCGGCUGAUGAUGUAUGAUUACAUAGUGACACAAUGAAGUAUUUUUCCAACUUUUAUAGCAGAGUAUUUUAAUAGUGUAGUUUCUUUGAAUGAAACCAAUCGAAUAGUUUGUACACUAUAGUUUAUGCAUUUGUAUAAUAAGUUGUUAUUGAAUACUAUCUUGUAAAAAAAAAAAAAAAA
Messenger RNA from Oncorhynchus kisutch (coho salmon), 4099 nucleotides. Its product is annotated as protein WWC2-like. The record is from RefSeq and is a predicted model, not a curated record. NCBI's taxonomy places the organism in Eukaryota, Metazoa, Chordata, Actinopteri, Salmoniformes, Salmonidae. The coding region runs from base 263 to 3937 and encodes 1224 amino acids. Gene Ontology annotation, biological process: cell migration; regulation of hippo signaling; regulation of DNA-templated transcription. The transcript has 24 exons. Gene Ontology annotation, molecular function: kinase binding; molecular adaptor activity. Gene Ontology annotation, cellular component: cytoplasm.